Coccidioides posadasii C735 delta SOWgp is the source of this 2292-nucleotide messenger RNA. RefSeq names its product RNA polymerase III subunit C82 (gene RPC82). Lineage: Eukaryota; Fungi; Ascomycota; Eurotiomycetes; Onygenales; Onygenaceae. The record is from RefSeq and is a predicted model, not a curated record. Gene Ontology annotation, molecular function: single-stranded DNA binding. Gene Ontology annotation, cellular component: RNA polymerase III complex. Gene Ontology annotation, biological process: DNA-templated transcription.
CUGUGCGCGUGUUCGUUGCUCUCUCUCGUUCUCCUGGCAGAUGAAGGACCGCAGGUGACCCCGACGACAUCUUCUAGAGGGGCCGGCAUCACUCUAGAAGCUCGCAAAGAUGUCUCAGUAUGCCGCAGAGCUUUGCAAGCUUCUAAUUACGGAUAAUUUUGGAGAGCUAUACGCUCUCAUCUUCAUCUACCUGCUCAACCAUGGCCGGCAACCGCUCCCUCGAAUCGUGCAGAACACCCACCUGUCUCCCCGGCAGGUCAAGCAUGGACUCGCCGUCCUCGUCCAACAGCAUCUCGUCUUCCAUUGUACCUCCCUCGACGAUGGUAUCACAUACUACGAAUCCAACUGGAGGUCCGCUUAUAACUUGGUGAGAUCGGGGAAGAUUAUACAGUUGGUCGAAGAAAGACUGGGUAACCAUGCAGCCAGCAUCGUGUCUACCCUCCUGGCACUUGGCCAUGCGAAAAUCAGCUAUCUCGAAUCGCUGCCUGAACUCCAACCGGGGCACGAACGUCCUGUGAAAGCAAAUGGCAUAAAUGGUGUCCACGGCGAAGAAGGCGAAGAUGUAAAUGGCGUGGAUGAUGACACGGAAAACCGUACGGAUCAUGCGCACGAUUACCAGCAAGACGGACCCGUUCGGGAACCCAAUGGUUACCAUGACUCCGACCCUGGGCUUCAGGUCCAGACGAUAUUGCAACAGCUUGCUGCUUUUGGCUUUAUUACUCGUGUCCGCAAUCAACAUUUUCAGAGCCCUGAGGAUAAUUUCGAUGCAGCGCUUAAGGCAGCAAAAAGCAACGGUGACUCCUACGGCCUGAAGGGUAACAAGCUGGAAGCCAAGCUUAUAGAGGACGCAGAGAAGCUCGUUAAAGAAUGGACUGAUGGUAGGAUAUCUCGGGCACUUCCAUCGGCGAGCUUGCUACGAGGGGUAAAACGACGCCUCCGAAAGGAUGAUUCAUCUGCUCCUAGGAAAAGGCUAAAGCUUGAUGGGCCUCUAGAGGAUGAUGUCAAGGACGAGGAUGAUGGGGAUGACUUUUCUGACGAUGAUUACCAUAGUGAUGAGAUGGCUGCAUUGGAUCCUAACAUGGUAAUUCGGGUCAAUUAUGAAAAGUUCAACGUUGCCUUGAGAAACCGACGGCUGAUUGAGCUAGCCGACCAGAAUGGAAGCGCAGUGACAUCUCAAGUAUAUGAAACACUGCUUUCGCACAUCGAAGUUCAAACUCCGACGUGUCGUGAACAUGUAGAAGCUAUUCCUGAAGGAGAAGAAGCGGAACAAUAUUCAGUCUCGAUUCGCUUGGAUACCAUUUCUAGAGACCUUGACAUUGACUUGGAUCUUGCUGGGGUAAUUGCCGGAAUUACACCCGAUAAUAUCAAUGGGAUUAAAGAGGAUGAGGAUGAUGAAGACGAGGAAGGCGGCCCUGUCAGCAUGAAACGACGCGGUCCGAGCCGCAAUUAUUUGGUUGAUCAGCACCUCUCCUUCCUCGCCGCAGAGCCGAGUUUCUUCUGCACCCGACGAAUGCAAGCGGGUAUGAUUACAUGGGCUGUGGAAUAUCGGCACCUCGCGAAAAAACUACGACAUCUGGAACUCGAGCGAUUAAUCGAAGCCCGCUUUGGCGGUUUUGCUGUCCGUAUUGUGAGAGUUCUUGCAGCCAAGGGCAAGUUAGACGAGAAACGCCUACAAGAGAUUAGUCUAAUGGCUUCGAAGGAUCUCCGCCAGAUUCUGGGUCAGAUGGCCAGCGCAGGCUUUGUGGAGCUGCAGGAAGUACCGCGCGACGCCCAGCGCCAGCCGUCCCGUACAAUGUAUCUUUGGUUCUACGAUCCUGACCGAGUUCGUUUCAUGGUAAUUGAGGAUACGUAUAAGAGCAUGUCUCGAUGCCUUCAACGAAUACGUGUUGAACGAGAAAAGUUGAAAUUUCUCCUUGAAAAGACAGAACGGUCCGAUGUCAAGGGAAAUGAGGACCGCUACCUGUCCGCAGCGGAGCUACAAACUCUAAAGGAAUGGAGGGAUACGGAGAAGUUGCUCUUGGGCGAAGUGGCUAGGUUGGAUGAAUUAGUUGCCGUGCUUAGGGACUACUGAGAUUUCUGUUGCGACUGGCCUUGGUUGGGCCUUCCUUUUUUUUUUUUUCGGUCUCACUUAUUCCUCUACUGGGCCUUUCACGGUGCAAAAUGGCGUGUGUCGGUCUAGCGAAAAAAAUAAAAAAUUGGGGCAUUUAAAGACAGGAUGGCAUUUACUUGGGGGCAUUGAAUGGAUAUCUAUGUUGAAUAUCAAAUGGAACUUUUGCAACAAUAGCAGAUUUU